Molecule: messenger RNA, 6824 nt
Organism: Spea bombifrons (plains spadefoot toad)
Lineage: Eukaryota; Metazoa; Chordata; Amphibia; Anura; Pelobatidae
Gene: PLCB4
Product: phospholipase C beta 4
Exons: 39
Coding region: 155-3778 (1207 amino acids)
Biological process (GO): phosphatidylinositol-mediated signaling; lipid metabolic process
Molecular function (GO): calcium ion binding; phosphatidylinositol-4,5-bisphosphate phospholipase C activity
Source: RefSeq, a predicted model, not a curated record
UUUGUAGUUCUCUGAAGUCUGCGCACUCACACAAUAAUUACAGCUCCACAACUCAGUCUCCAGAAGCUGUAAGGAAUAAUAACUAAUCUGGUUGAGCAGAACACAGCACCAUUCCCAAGUUGUGCAAACACUAGUUGCAUUUCUAGAAGAAAACAUGGCAAAACCAUAUGAGUUCAACUGGCAGAAGGCUGUCCCUUCAUUCAUGCAGGAAGGUGCUAUGUUUGACCGAUAUGAAGAGGAGUCAUCUGUGUUUGAACCGAACUGCCUCUUCAAAAUGGAUCAAUUUGGUUUUUUUCUUACAUGGAAAAGUGAAGGAAAGGAAGGCCAGGUUUUAGAAUGCUCUCUAAUCAACAGCAUACGUUGUGGCGCUGUACCAAAGGACUCCAAAAUACUAUCAGCGCUGGAGGCAGCCGGGAAGGCAGAGCAGGAGCUAGAAGGCCGGAUAGUGUGUGUCUGUAGCGGUACCGAUCUGGUGAACAUCAGCUUCACGUACAUGGUAGCGGAGAGUGUGGACGUGGCAAAGCAAUGGGUAGAAGGGCUAAGGUCUAUCACGCAUAACUUUAGAGCCAACAACGUCAGUCCAAUGACAUGUCUCAAAAAACACUGGAUAAAACUGACCUUUCUGACAAAUGUAAAUGGAAAGAUCCCAGUAAGAAGUAUUACAAGAACCUUUGCAUCAGGAAAAACAGAAAAGGUCAUUUUUCAAGCAAUUAAGGAGUUAGGCUUUCCCUGCGGAAAGAACGAUGAAAUUGAGCCAUCUGCAUUCACGUUCGAAAAGUUUUAUGAACUUACCCAAAAGAUCUGUCCUCGAACUGAUAUAGAAGAGCUGUACAAGAGAACCAUUGGAGAAAAGGCAGAGUUUUUAGCGGUAGACCAAUUAGUGAGCUUUCUAAAUGAACACCAAAGAGAUCCUCGACUGAAUGAAAUUUUAUUCCCAUUCUUUGAUGCAAAAAGAGGCAUGCAGAUAAUAGAAAAAUAUGAGCCAGAUGAAGAACUGAAGAAAAAUGGUCUUAUAUCAAGUGAUGGAUUUUGCAGAUACUUGAUGUCGGAUGAAAAUGCCCCUGUGUUUCUCGACCGUUUGGAAUUGUACCAGGAGAUGGACCAUUCUCUUGCUCACUAUUUUAUCAGUUCAUCCCAUAAUACAUACUUGACUGGGAGGCAGUUUGGCGGGAAGUCCUCCGUGGAGGUGUAUAGACAAGUCCUUCUGUCAGGAUGCAGGUGUGUUGAACUUGAUUGCUGGGAUGGGAAAGGAGAAGACCAUGAACCUAUCAUAACUCAUGGGAAAGCUAUGUGUACGGAUAUCUUGUUUAAAGAUGUGAUUGUAGCGAUCAAGGAGACCGCGUUUGUCACAUCCGAAUAUCCUGUAAUACUUUCGUUUGAGAAUCACUGCAGCAAAUAUCAACAGUACAAAAUGUCCAAGUACUGUGAAGAAAUAUUUGGAGACCUUCUUCUGAAGCAACCUCUGGAGACGCACCCACUUGAAGCAGGGCGACCUUUACCUUCUCCCAAUGAUCUCAAAAGAAAAAUUCUUAUUAAAAACAAGCGACUGAAACCGGAAGUGGAGAAAAAACAGCUGGAAGCAAUAAAAAGUAUGAUGGAGGCUGGAGUAACUGUGGCUCCUGUUAGUAUUCUUGAAGAUGACAACGAAGAAGAAAUAGAAAAUGCUGAUCAAGAAGAGGAAGCUCAUCCCGAGUUAAAAUUUGGGUCUGAACUAUCAGCCGAUGACCUCAGUCAAAAAGAAGUUGCAUUAAAUCUGGCAAAAAAGGCACUUGAAGAUGCUGAACAAGAAAAUAACAAUAAGAAGGGCACGUUAUCCGUAGAGGAGGAACAGGUGUGGAUGGCGAACUAUCAGCAUGUGCAGGCUACGACCAACAUCCAUCCAUUCUUGUCUACAUUGAUCAACUAUGCCCAGCCUGUAAAAUUUCAAGGCUUCAAAGUGGCAGAAGAAAAGAACAUUCACUUUAACAUGUCCUCUUUUAAUGAGUCGGUUGGGCUUGGAUACCUGAAGACACAUGCCAUUGAAUUUGUGAACUAUAACAAACGUCAGAUGAGUCGGAUCUACCCUAAAGGGGGUAGAGUGGAUUCCAGUAAUUACAUGCCUCAGAUUUUCUGGAACGCCGGCUGCCAGAUGGUGUCUCUGAACUUUCAGACCCCAGAUUUAGCAAUGCAGCUGAAUCAGGGAAAGUUUGAAUACAAUGGAUCAUGUGGCUACCUCCUGAAACCAGAUUUUAUGCGACGCCCCGAUAGAACAUUUGACCCAUUCUCGGAGACCCCUGUGGAUGGCGUGAUUGCAGCAACCUGUUCUGUUCAGGUUAUAUCUGGACAGUUCCUAUCAGACAAAAAAAUCGGCACAUAUGUAGAGGUUGACAUGUACGGGUUACCCACAGACACCAUCCGGAAAGAGUUUCGUACGCGCAUGGUGAUGAACAAUGGUCUGAAUCCUGUUUACAAUGAUGAACCAUUUGUAUUCCGAAAAGUUAUCCUACCUGAUCUAGCUGUUCUGAGGAUAGCCGUGUAUGACGACAACAAUAAAUUAAUAGGCCAGCGGAUAUUACCUCUUGAUGGUCUACAGGCUGGUUAUCGUCACAUUUCUCUACGAAAUGAAGGCAACAAGCCACUUUCACUACCCACUGUCUUCUGUAAUAUUGUUCUGAAGACCUACGUUCCAGAUGGAUUUGGAGAUAUUGUGGAUGCUUUAUCAGAUCCAAAGAAGUUUCUCUCUAUAACUGAAAAAAGAGCAGACCAAAUGAGGGCAAUGGGUAUUGAAACCAGUGAUAUAGCGGAUGUGCCAAAUGACAACUCCAAAAACGAUAAGAAAGGGAAGGUGAACAAUGCCAAAACAAACGUUACUCCUCAAACCAGUUCAGAACUGAGACCAGCAGUAGCUUCAUCCUCUGGCACAGGACCUGAAACUAAACGGGUUAUGGAGGUUAUUCCUCAAGUGAAACUUGAAGAUUUGAAACAGAUGAAGGCAUUCAUCAAACAGCAGAAGAAACAGCAGAAGGAGCUCAACAGUCUUAAGAAGAGGCAUUUGAAGGAAGACAGCGCUGUGCAGAAGGCGCACUGCACACAAGUUGACAAAUUAGUGGCACUGUAUGCUAAAGAAAAAAUGUCUCUUGAGAAGACCUUAGAGAAAGCAAUCAAGAAAAAAGGAGGAAGUAACUGUCUUGAAAUGAAGAAAGAAACAGAAAAUAAAAUUCAGGUAUUAACUUCAGAUCAUAACUACAAGGUAGCAGACUGCGUGGCCAAGCAUACAAAAGAGUGGUCCGAGCUAGUUAGCACCCACAGCGCUGAGGAGCAGGAACUGCGGGACCUCCACUUAAGACAACAGUGUGAGCUCCUCAAAAAACUGCUUAUCACCGUCCAAGAGCAACAGGCACAGCAACUAAAACUGUCCCAGGAAAGAGAAAGCAAGGAGAUGCGUGCAAACCAGGCUAAAAUCUCAAUGGAAAACAGCAAAGCCAUCAGCCAUGAUAAAUCUAUAAAAAAUAAAGCUGAAAGAGAGAGGCGAGUCAGGGAGCUGAACAGCAGUAACACAAAGAAGUUUCUUGAAGAGAGGAAAAGAUUGGCAAUGAAACAUUCAAAAGAAAUGGAUCAAUUGAAAAAAGCUCAAGAUGAACAUUUGGAAGUCCUCGAAAAGCAGAAUGACCAGCUAUUGAAAUCCUGUCACACAGUGUCUCACCUGCAAGGCAAAGGAGAUGCAGCAGAUGGUCAGAUUGGAGGCAGAGAUGGGCCGCAGGCCAGCAACAGUUGUGUAAGACUGCAAAAUGCUAACUGAAGUCAAGAAAAUCCACUGUCCUCUGAAGAACACUGUACAAUACAGAGCACAGACACUGACGAUGGAGCGUGCGCUCAUACUGUACCCCUGUGUGCAGGCGGAAAGUGGGGGCACUAGGUUUUAGGACUGGCAUUUUUCCCUUUAACAUUUUGAGCACUGUUAUAUUUAUUCUACAGAAAUAGAAUUCUAAAGCUACUGAGAGAUCGUUUUAUUCAGCAUAGCAGUAUGUUCAUAUUUUUAUUAUUUGCAGCCUGUGUCUUGUUCACCUUUUUAGUAUUUUAUUUUUUACUCACAUGGAUACUGAGAUGAGAGAGAUGUUAGCUAACCAUGUUUUUCAACUGAGUGCUACGGUUCUCUGAUGACUUCGUCUGCGCUACAUGCGGCUCAUGUUUAAGAGCCGUGGGCUGUAUUCACUAAGCAGUGCCAUUGCAUCUAAUGACUUUGAGAAUAUAUCAGGUACCUUGCAUCAGUGUUCACUGGCCGGUGUCUCUAUUUUGCAUGGUUGUUUAGAACGGUUAAUAAUUGCGUUAAGGUGUUUAACGCUAGGCGCGCAGAAAUAGGCCCAUCUGGAAACUGUAAAAAUGUCCUAUGUUGACAGUUCCCAGCAAGCACAACGUGUUCCCAUCUGCAGCUGUCCCCAAAUACCAUUCUCUUAAGCUGUGCCUGGAGACCAUUACCAUUCACUCUAAAUUGUAUAUUGAGGAUAUCGAAAGGUAAAGAACAAAACAGCAAAAGUGACAGAGGGUGUUUGUUGAUCGCAAAUCCAAAUUGCUUACUGUAUCCAAGCAAUUUUCUCGUUCUGGCUGGCGUGGGCAGCAAGAAAAUCAGCAACUUUAUUUAAAAAAAAAAAAUUCUCCCUCUUCUUGCCGCUUAGUAUCAUAAUUUCAUCCUUAAUGCAUAUCCGAGAGCUCAGCCUUGUCAGGAUGAAGAAUAGAACUUGGAAGGAUUAAACGUGUGCUCACAGAACAUUCAGUAAUAUCCCAGGAAGAACAGCCUUUCAUUUUUUUUAAAUCAUUUUUUUGCUGCUUUUUUUUUUUUUUUUUUAAGGGAUACAAGUAAAAGGGAGGAAUUUUAACAAAUUACGGAAAUAUAUUGGGGUAAUAUUAUGUUAAUCAUUAAUCGGGUGACAUAACUGCUUGAAAUGAUUUUUAAAUGCAAAAAUAAAAUUAUAGGUCACUUGAAAGACGAAAAAUGCAAGCCAUGUAAAAAGCUAUUGUGGGGUCCAAAUCGAUGCAAAUGUAGCAUCUGCUCAUGUAUAUAAAACAGGGAAAAGCGGAGAACACUGGACCAAAAUAGACGAUGGAACUGAAAUUGUGGAUUAUUUGAUACUUGGGUUUUGGAUAUGAUGCAAUAUAUUUAGAACGACGUAACAGUGCUACAAUUUUAUGUCAAUGUAUCCUUUGCACUGUUGUAACUUUGUACAAGAAAAGUCACCCUUUUAGACUUUUUAGUUUAACACUGAAUUUUUUUUUUCAUUUUUCGGCCUCACUUUGAGAGUGUUUUGUAAAAGAAAAAAAAAAAAAGACUGGCGCUCACCUUCACAAAGACAUCUUCAUAGAUACUACUGUAAUAAAUGGAGGAGAAAAAUAAGCCUAAAGGGAUCCUUUUUCAUCAUUAGCCGUCUUUAUUUUUACAUAUCCUUCAGUGUUGCAAAUGAAGUAUUUGUACUACUUUUUGUGUAUGUUAUAGAAUAAAAGCCUAGCCGGCACCAAAGAUAUAACAUAUAAAUAUAAAUAUAUAUUCUGAGCUGCAACGUUAGGGUUAUGUUAAUAAUUUAAUAAAUGUGCGAUGUUGUAAUUACUUGAAUUUUGGGAAAUGUGUAACAGAGUGCUUUCAUUUGAAGCGUAACGGGUUGUUUUAUCUUUAUUCGCUGGUAAAUACAGAAUAAAAAAAAAAAAGAUUUGGUAGGACGUUAUGGAAAUGUUUUAAAGCAAUAAAUAACACAGGGAUGUCCCUUUUGGAAGCAGUGCUCAUAUGUUAAAAGGAUCAUGCUAUAGGCACUUUAAGACAAGUUUACAGCCAAUUGUACAGAAAAUGCAUAUUCAUUUAAAUGCUGCAAGCCCCUGGUGUCUGUUUGUUGUACAUUGACACUGCAACGAGAGAAACAGUAGGUUUGUAACUGUGAAGAAAUACAAGAUAUAUAUAUAUAUAUAUAUAUAUACCUGUAAUGAAAUAUUGUAGACUAUCCAUGUUAACACAGGGACUUUGUAAACAUGAUUAUUACAUUUGCAUGUUCUGCAGGAACCUGUAAUAAGUACCUUUUAUGCAUUAGAUCAUAGCCAUGCUGUAUUUCUGAAAUAUACGGUUUUAAUGUAGCACACAUCAUAUUAUUUACCGAUGAAAUGAUUUGGGGGAGGGGGUUCUUUUUAAACCCUUUGUGUGCUUGGGCAGCCAGUCUUUGCCCAUCUGCAAGUCAGAGGGUUAUAUAUGCAGUUAAAUGUGGCCAAUAAAGAUUUGUGGUUUCUCGUAUAUAUUAUACAGGAUAAUUUCACAAAAAAAAGAUGUAUGCAGAAUUUCUAAUGUUUUAUGGUUGAUAAUUGUUCACACAGUUUUCCAGGGAGAUUACUUGCAUGGUCCCUCAGCCUGCAGUAUGUAUAUUCCAGACAAAUGCAUGUUGGUGAACAUACUAGCAACAUAUUCAUGUUGUCAGUACAAACCGUGUUAAGAAACUAGUAGCUUAGAACAAUUUAUUUAUGAAUCUCAGUGUUCUAAACACCGGUUCUUUGUAUGUUCCUUCUUCUGACACUCCAAGGAGUAGACGUGCUUAGUAAUGAAAAGUCCUGUUCAUCUCCUUCCUUACGACAUAGUGCUUUUCAGUUUCCAUCCUUUCAUCUAUUAGCAAAUCAAACAUAUCAAAAUGUCUAAAUGUGUGGGGGGGUGUUUUUAAAUCCCAAAUAUUAUAGAAAAUAUAAUCCACAACUACAAAAAAAAUGUAGCAUUUUCAAUUUUCCUGUUCUUUGUGGAUGUAUUGUUAGCAAAAAAAAUGGUAAACCAACAGAAUUGUGCUAUCAAACGUCAUUAAAAUAUUUUGUUACAUAUUUACAAA